Messenger RNA from Pistacia vera, 657 nucleotides. RefSeq lists its product as uncharacterized. NCBI's taxonomy places the organism in Eukaryota, Viridiplantae, Streptophyta, Magnoliopsida, Sapindales, Anacardiaceae. Bases 131 to 574 code for a protein of 147 amino acids. The record is from RefSeq and is a predicted model, not a curated record. The transcript has 2 exons.
GGACAUUGCUCUACUCAGAGUGAAGCAGCUAUAUUUUAAAACCGACAUAAGGCAACUCAGAUCUCAGAAUCAGAUAUCACUAACCCCACCCAGAAAAUGAUAGUUUAGUUCCAGAAGCAACCUAAAAACAAUGGAAAGGUCUCAACUCUUCAUCAUUUUCCUUAUCUUUCUUAUUUGCUUUGCGGCAACCCCCUCCACAACGUCAAGGCCUGGCUUUCUCUACACAAGAACCAGAGGAAGAUGCACUCCCCAGUACUGGAGUAGUAGGAGAGAGUCGUGGCCGAGGAUGGUCCCACACACAUCAACCUUAUCGAAGGUAUUUGGAUCAAGAGUUUACGAACGGUACAGAUCUGAUCUGACUCUUUUGGAAGCUACGAGUAGGAACGAUGAUGAAAAUGCGUUUGGUGGGUUGGUGAAGGAGGCGAGUGCAGCGUUGCUUAACUCGUAUGCGAGAGAAGGGUAUCCUUAUUCUGGUUGGGAAGUGAAGACUUUGGUUAUUCAGGCUUUAGUUUCAGAGGAGGCUGCAACUCAACUGGCUCACAAGUUUUCAAUGGCCAAUCAGGCUUGUAAUUAAUUAGUGCCCUUCAGUUUUUAUAUCAAAAUGUAAACUAUAUGAAAUACUUAAGUUUAUGUUAUGGAUUUACUAGUGUUUUUAUU